This is a messenger RNA of Peromyscus eremicus (cactus mouse), 809 nucleotides long. Its product is annotated as intelectin-1b-like. The coding region runs from base 1 to 624 and encodes 207 amino acids. The record is from RefSeq and is a predicted model, not a curated record. The transcript is spliced from 5 exons. Gene Ontology annotation, molecular function: oligosaccharide binding. NCBI's taxonomy places the organism in Eukaryota, Metazoa, Chordata, Mammalia, Rodentia, Cricetidae.
AUGGAGUUUCUUACACCUGAGACUUUGAACACAAAGUUCUCCACAUCUUCAAAUCUCUUGUCUUUCUUCCCAGUUACAAAUCUUGUUGAUUCUCAGAAUGAAGAAAACGUGGAUACCAACAAAUGGACCAAUCCUGUACCUUCCUUUCUGUUCAGAAGCUGCAAGGAAAUCAAGCAGGAGAUGACUAGGGCACGAAAUGGUCUCUAUUUUCUCCGCACGGAGAAUGGUGUCAUCUACCAGACCUUCUGUGACAUGACCACUGCAGGUGGUGGCUGGACCCUGGUGGCCAGUGUGCAUGAGAACAACAUGGGUGGGAAGUGCACGGUGGGUGAUCGCUGGUCCAGUCAGCAAGGCAACAGAAUCGACUACCCAGAGGGGGAUGGCAACUGGGCCAACUACAACACCUUUGGGUCUGCAGAGGGGGCCACAAGUGAUGACUACAAGAACCCUGGCUACUUCGAUAUCCAGGCUGAGAACCUGGGUAUCUGGCAUGUGCCCAACAAGAGCCCCCUGAAAAAUUGGAGGGACAACUCCCUGCUGAGGUACCACACCUCCACUGGCUUCCUGCAGGACAUGGGUCAUAAUCUGUUUGGCCUGUACCAGGUACUGAAGACUAAUGGCUGAGGCUGCUUUUCAAGGUUGUAGAGAGAGAGGCAGGUAUUUGAGGUUGGGUGGGUUGUAUUCCAUGUUUCCCUUAUUCUAAAGUGUAAUGAGUCAAGGAGGGCAAAGUGUAGGGGUAUGUGGAAAAGAGAGGAGAGGAGAAAUGUAGGGAGGUGGAGAGAAGAGAAGAGAAAAGGGGGAAGGGCCUA